Messenger RNA from Papilio xuthus (Asian swallowtail), 2359 nucleotides. Its product is annotated as TWiK family of potassium channels protein 7. The transcript is spliced from 3 exons. Gene Ontology annotation, biological process: stabilization of membrane potential; potassium ion transmembrane transport. Gene Ontology annotation, cellular component: plasma membrane. Gene Ontology annotation, molecular function: potassium ion leak channel activity; outward rectifier potassium channel activity. The record is from RefSeq and is a predicted model, not a curated record. Bases 336 to 1730 code for a protein of 464 amino acids. Lineage: Eukaryota; Metazoa; Arthropoda; Insecta; Lepidoptera; Papilionidae.
ACUGAACUAAUUCAAACAUCUUAAAACCUACUAUAAAACAAAAGACAUAUGUUGACAGAUUUGUUACAAAAAGUGAAAAUGGGUGAUAGCGAUUUUCUUGGUAUAAAUCAUCAGUUUUACCUAAUUAUUUACCAUAAAUAAACAGUGAAGGAAGACGAAUACGAAUCUCGGAACAUUAAUUCUGCAAACAAGGCAAGGAUGAAUAGAAAGUAUGUCCGUAAAGAUAAAGAUUUAACAGAAGAGUAAAAUGAAGGAUUAAAUUAAGAUGAAUGAAUGACAUGAAUUAACAUUAUUUAAAUGGAAUAUAUGUGCCAAAUUCGAGGAUAGAAUCAAAUAUGGAUAAAUCUGUUAAGAAAAAGAACAACGCUAAUGGAAAAUACAAGAAAAACUGCAAAGCAGAGAAUUACGAUGAAUUGGUUACUUGCUGUUUUUGCCUCAAGACUAAAAAGAGUAAAAAGAAAAGUUUAAUCACAGGAUGUCUUACCAAUUUAGGAAUCUUUGCUUUACUUUUAAUUUAUACUUUAUUAGGAGCAUUCAUUUUUCUCGCAAUCGAAGGCAGUGCUGCUAAAGUUCAUCAAAAGACACUAGCCGCUACUUCAUAUCAUGGCAAUGAGAAUCAAAAGACAAUACCUCUGUCAAAAGUUAACAGUAGUAUUGCACAAGCGAGUGCUGAACUAAGAUCACAGACAGUUGAAAGUAUAUGGGAAAUAACGGUGUCAUUGAAUAUUUUGUAUAAAGAAAAUUGGACAAGGUUGGCCGCUCAAGAGAUAGCAAGGUUUCAAGAAAAGCUUGUUGCGAGGGUCGCUGCUGACGUCACCGAGCAAUACGGAGGAGUCAGAGCUCUGGAGUCAGCGCCCGCUUUAAUUACCGACGACUAUGAAUGGAAUUUUGCAAAAGCAUUUUUGUAUUCCCUGACAGUGCUUACUACGAUUGGUUACGGCAGUGUAGCACCGAGAACAGCUUUGGGUAAAGCAGUUACAAUUGGAUAUGCAGUAAUAGGUAUACCAUUAACGCUUUUGUAUUUAUCUGUCGUCGGUGCCCUUCUUUCAAGACUUGCAAGGAGUGUUUUUAGCAGAGCACUAUGUUGCUGUCUUUGCACAAAAUGUGGAUACUGUUGUCUCGAUGAACAUACGAUGGCUACCAAAGAACAGAAAGGUAAGGUUAGAAGACAAGAAGAUUAUAGAACUCAAACUCUACACUUACAAGAACCGUAUUACGUACGAUCGCCGUCAGGCACAAUAAUUUCAGCUUCCCAAGCGAACAGUUUAAGCACGAAUUCUGUCAAGGAUAAGACACAAGGAUUAAGUUUUCUCAGAGACUGUGACUCUAUGAGUUGUACCGAUACCGACUCAAGAGUUUCUCUCCGUGGACUCUCAAUUCUUGCUCCGAUUUCACUGUGCUUGGCAGCAAUAUUUACUUAUAUAUUCUUCGGCGCAUUGGUUCUCUACCAACUGGAAGGAUGGAGUCCUAUCGAUGGUGUAUAUUUCUGCUUUAUGAGUCUCAGUACCAUUGGUUUCGGUCAUUUGGCACCAGGAGUAACACAGAAGAAUGGAGCAUCUAGCGGCACGGUGUGGUUUUGUUCCAUUUAUAUAAUGACCGGUCUGGCUCUGACAGCAAUGUGCUUUAAUGUUCUUCAUGAUGAGAUCGUUCAUCGUCUGAGACAUCAUGAGAAGAUGUUGAAAGUGACGUCACAGAAGACAUUAGCACCUGAGUUCUUACAAAGAUCUUGACGGGACGAUAGUAUGAAUUUGACGGAUGAGACGUUGACAAAUUCAGACAAUGAGACGCUACCGGAGAUGUUGCAACAUGUAUCGAGCUCAAAGUGUGAUGGAGUAUUUCGUAGAUCAGUGUACAUGGUUAAAGAAGAGAAUGAACAAGAAGAAGGUGUCCUAAUGUAAUUAGAUGUUUUUAAUAUUAUAAUAAUCAAAGACUUUUGCAUUUAUACUAUUGAGUUGAUGUGUGAAAAUAUUAGGAAUUUAAGCUAAUUUUGAUUGUCUUUGGAUACGAGAGAUGUUGUAGGUAAUAUGGAAUGUUUGUUAACACUUAAAUACAAUUAUUAAACAGAUAAGGAAAUGACUGAAUCGUUUGAUUAUUAAGUUGAUAUGAAUGAUGAUUGGAUAAUGUAAUAUUUAAAAUUGUUAAAACCAAUUCGUGUGUAUGCUGUAAUAUUUAAUGUAAGGACUAAACUAAAAUUAUUUAUAAACUUUUAUUUAAAACUAUCGAAGGAAUUAAAUGGACGGCUGAAAUUAAUGUAGAAAUGAAUAACUCUGGGGGUUUCAUUUUGUUUGUUAAAUGUAUAGAAUCAUUAGUACACCCUUAAGUAUAUAACAUUAUUAAUUUAAAUUCUGAUAUUCAAAAA